AUGGCAGCCUCCUUCAGGUUGCUUGCGCGAAGAGCGCUAUGUCAUUCAACGCAAAUUGUUAACCCUGCUUACAGAAGUGGAAUAACAGGGUCGGGUUGUCGUGCUGAGGUUACGAUAUGUCGAUGCUACAGCGAUGGCUCAGAGGAAAAAAGCACCCAUUUCGGUUUCCAAACGGUACCCGAAGGGGAGAAAGCGGAGAGAGUGUACAAGGUUUUCGAAAGUGUAGCGAAGAAGUAUGACGUUAUGAACGACGCGAUGAGUCUGGGUAUCCACCGGCUGUGGAAGGACAUGCUUCUCCACAUCAUGAACCCGCAGCCGGGCACGCGCCUGCUUGACACAGCGGGUGGCACAGGUGACAUCUCUUUCCGGUUUCUGGAAUAUACUCGCUCCAUGCAAGAGCGGCAGCAGCGCAUGGCGGUGAAGUCCAACCAGACGCCCUCCUGGCAGGAUAUCGCCGACAGCUACGCGGCCGAGGACGCGGACACGGUGCUGCCAGAGACGCGAGCCGUGGUUUGUGACAUCAACAAAGAGAUGCUGAAAGUGGGGAAAGAACGGGCAGAGAGCCAAGGCUACAGUGCAGGUCUGUCCUGGGUCGUGGGAGACGCAGAGGAACUGCCUUUUGACGACGACCAGUUUGACAUUUACACCAUCGCAUUCGGGAUUCGUAACGUCACCCACAUCGAGCAAGCGCUUCAGGAGGCCUUGAGGGUUCUGAAGCCCGGUGGAAGGUUCAUGUGUCUGGAGUUCAGCAAAGUGUCGAACCCGCUCCUGUCAAAACUGUAUGAUGCCUACAGUUUCCAGGUGAUCCCAGUCCUAGGGGAAGUCAUUGCUGGAGACUGGAAGUCGUAUCAGUAUUUGGUUGAAAGCAUACGGCGCUUCCCAGACCAGGAAACCUUUAAAAACAUGAUUGAGGACGCUGGUUUUUUCCGAGUCCAGUACUUCAAUCUGACUGGUGGAGUCGUGGCCGUUCACUCAGGAUUCAAACUCUGACCUCAACAUUGACUUGCCCAGAACUGCCCUUUCUGCAGGUCCCAGAGAACAGCAUGAGCAGUUCUCCACAAGAGAGAGAGAAAAAGAAAAAAAGAAAGAGAGAGAGAGAGAG
This is a messenger RNA of Chanos chanos (milkfish), 1102 nucleotides long. It is a transcript of the gene coq5, whose product is annotated as coenzyme Q5, methyltransferase. NCBI's taxonomy places the organism in Eukaryota, Metazoa, Chordata, Actinopteri, Gonorynchiformes, Chanidae. The record is from RefSeq and is a predicted model, not a curated record. The transcript has 7 exons. Gene Ontology annotation, biological process: ubiquinone biosynthetic process. Gene Ontology annotation, molecular function: 2-methoxy-6-polyprenyl-1,4-benzoquinol methyltransferase activity. The coding region runs from base 1 to 990 and encodes 329 amino acids.